UUUUCACAAUAUAUUUUUAAAAGGCAUGAUUUUGCAAGAAACGAUAUUUUUUUCGAUAAAAAAAAUUAAAUCUAAGAUAUAAAAGCAGAAGGUUCCAGAAGAGAACAUCAGUCUCAAAUCUUGUCUCAAGCACAGUUUUUUGAUAUAAAUAAAAUAUUAAUUAUAUUAUUUCUAGAUAUAUCAUUAAAGAUGACGUUAUUUCUAUAUUUAUUUGCUAUAAUUGCUACUUCUCAGGCACUUACUGAUAAAGAUGAAUGGAUCAAUUUCAAAGCAAAGCACGGAAAAAUCUACAAAAGUUCUAUAGAAGAAAUUCAACGCUUUUCAAUUUUCCAGUCCAACUUACGCAGAAUUGAAUCACAUAAUACAAAGGAAGAACAAGGCUUUUCUUCUUUUAGAAUGGGUGUGACCAAAUUUGCAGAUCUCACUCGUCAUGAGUUCAAAGACAUGAUGAAGUUAUCGAAGCGUCAAAAGCCAAAAAGUUAUGGAAGCAUUAGAAAAUUCGACGAUACAAGAGAUAUUCCAGCUGAGGUAGAUUGGAGCAAGAAAGGAGCAGUUACCGAAAUCAAAGAUCAAGGACAAUGUGGGUCAUGUUGGUCUUUCAGUGCAACUGGCACAAUAGAAGGAGCCAACUUUAUCAAAACUGGUAAACUAAUUUCAUUAAGUGAACAAAAUCUGGUAGACUGUGAUUCUGAUUGCUACGGUUGUGGAGGAGGAUAUAUGAUUGAUGCACUAAAAUACGUACAGAAAAAUGGAAUUAUGGCCGAAGAUAAAUAUCCAUAUAAAGCAGAAGACGAGAAAUGCCGUUUUAAUUCCUCUGAGGUGGCUGUUAAAAUUUCGUCUUUUACUCAAAUAAAAUCUGGCGAUGAAAACGAUCUUCAACAGAAAGUUGCUUUAGUUGGACCUGUUUCUGUUGCUAUAGAUGCAUCUUGGAAUUUCCAAUUGUACUCAUCAGGUGUUCUCGAUGAUGAUUCUUGCGAAAAUUCAGAAGAAUCGUUAGAUCACGGCGUUUUGGCUGUUGGAUACGGAACUAAACAUGGUCAAGAUUAUUGGAUUGUUAAAAAUUCUUGGGGUGAAGAUUGGGGAAUUAAAGGCUACGUCUGGAUGUCAAGAAAUAAAAACAAUCAAUGUGGAAUUGCUACUGAUGCUGUCAUAGCCAUUGCGUAAAAUGUUGUUUAAAUUUUUUUUUCUAACUGUAUCAUAGUUAAUUUUAAUUUUUAGAUCACUCUGACUUCUGUCAGUUUAUUGUUUAAAACCAUUUAAUAAAUUUUAAAAAUUAAAAUAUUUUUUACUUGUUCAAUGAAAAUUAUGUACCUACUUAUUAAUCUAAAUAAAAUAAUUCGGCUAUAGUCAUUGGUUACUUUAGGGACUUUUUGUGGAUCACAUGUUAUCAUAGCAGAUAUUUUUUCCCAUCCGCAAAUAAAUAUGACUUUAUUUAGAUAUUUUAUCAUAUAAUUUUAAAUAAAAAUUACUAUUUAUACUAUUGUGGCAAUUAUUAUGAAUUGUUAUCCAUUUAUGCCGUUUACCAAGACUAAAUUAUCUCUUGGUUAUUUUUAUUAUUUGAAACUACCCGUUUCUCUUAAAAAUUGUUAUGAGUCUUCUUACCAGACCUAUUAAUUGCAAAAGUAGCUUUUAUACAUUUAAUACCACUAGGAUUAUUUAAAAUUAAUUAUAACAGCAGUCAAAUGAAGACAAAGAACCUGUUCUAUUUUAGUAAUAGUUGUUAAUUUUAAAAGAG
Psylliodes chrysocephalus is the source of this 1735-nucleotide messenger RNA. The record is from the annotation of a GenBank genome assembly. Lineage: Eukaryota; Metazoa; Arthropoda; Insecta; Coleoptera; Chrysomelidae.